Messenger RNA from Nematocida major, 756 nucleotides. RefSeq lists its product as uncharacterized. The transcript has a single exon. The record is from RefSeq and is a predicted model, not a curated record. Bases 1 to 756 code for a protein of 251 amino acids. Lineage: Eukaryota; Fungi; Microsporidia.
AUGGACUCAAGAAACAUAUCUUUUCUAUCUAUAUUUUCCCUUUCGCCCGCAUGGGCGCUUACAAGCAGCAGAAAGACUCCAAAAAAAACAGAGUCUUUCUGCACGAAUCAGCCUGCACCAGCGCCUGUGUUCUGCACUGGCAUGGCAGAGCAGUUCCACUCGGACCUCAUUUUUUGCAUCUACAGGACGUCUUGCUACAUAGACAAAAACCUAGCCUUUAACAGCAGCCUGCUGCCCCAGGAGUUUUCGCGUUUUGCGCAUGUGUUUAGGGAGCGGCUCUACACAUCCCAUCAAAUACUUCUUUCUGACCUAAGAACUGCGCUUCUAUUUACUACAACGCACUAUGUUUUCCCAAUAUUCCUGGCCCACAAGUCUAUUAUGUGCGGAAACGCCAUGCAGAAGAUAGAAGAAGCCUUCAAUGUGUUGAACUCUGCCCAAAGCACGCAGGCUGAGAUGUUUGGCGUGAUCGAGGCCCUUUGUCUAGUUCUUUUCAACGAAAUGAUCGACACCAGCACUGACAGCAGCGUCAAUCUAGUUAAAAAGAUGCUGACAGGCGCGAUGUCUGCCGACGAGUGCAUAGAACUGCAUAUCUCCGUGACCAUAUACAAGAGCCUUCUCUUGUUUCUUUCUGGAAGCUCUGCAGAUGCGUUUUCCCAAAGCAUAGGCCAUGCCAACGAUGUUCUGGAGCAUAUACUGCUCACUAUAAAAAAUAUGUCGCGGUGGAGGCCAUUUAUGUUUCGGCAAGAUGACGCGUAA